Molecule: messenger RNA, 3152 nt
Organism: Ostrea edulis (European flat oyster)
Lineage: Eukaryota; Metazoa; Mollusca; Bivalvia; Ostreida; Ostreidae
Product: dnaJ homolog subfamily C member 8-like
Exons: 9
Coding region: 75-827 (250 amino acids)
Cellular component (GO): nucleus
Source: RefSeq, a predicted model, not a curated record
GUCGUAGAACUCUUCUGUGUUUGAAGAUUAUUUCAAUCCCUUCGUUGUUUUUCUUUUCGUUGGGAAUUCUGAAAAUGGCAACCGAAACACAAAAUAAAGAUGACAAGAAUGAAGAAGCAAGCGGAUCUGGUGAAGAAGCGUUUGAUUCAUUCUAUCAAGAGGUUAAGGCCAUUGAACAUAGGGAUUCGGUUUUAACUUCAAAACAACAGAUUGACAAACUAAGUAGGCCAGGCUCUACUUACUUCAACCUCAACCCUUUUGAUGUACUCGAUAUUGAUCCGGAUACCCCUUUAGCAGAUAUCAAGAAGAAAUAUAGACAGAUGUCAAUACUGGUUCAUCCAGACAAGAAUCAGGAUGACUUAGUGCGAGCACAAAAAGCCUUUGAUGCUGUGAACAAAGCUUACAAGACGUUAGUCAAUGAUGAGGGAAUGAAGCGGUGCCAAGAAAUCAUAGAGGAGGCCAAAACAAGGGUGGAGGAAAUGAUGAAAACGAAAAGGAAACAGUUGAAAAAAGAAGGGAAGAGCACAGAGAUUCCAGAGGACGAUGCUGAAAAAAGGAAACAUGCUGUGUAUGUCCAGACCUGUAAGCUGUUUGCUGAUUUAGAGAGGUUGCGACAAGAGAGAGAGAUGAAGGACAUGCACGAAAGAAAAAGGAAGGCAGAGCAAGAGGCUAAUGAGGAGGAAACCAAGAAAAAAGAGGCAGAGUGGAAGAAGAAUUUUGAGGAGAGCAGAUCUGAUCGUGUAGACAGCUGGAGAAAUUGGAAAAGCGGAGGAAAGAAAUCCAAAGGAACGUUUCGACCCCCGAAACCAAAGGCCGAAAAACGGUAGUACACGAACAGAACCCAUGGAGUGUUCAGUUUCUGUGUGUGUGUGUGUGUGUGCAAUGUUCGUGAGAGAGUUGUAAUUUGAUUUCAUACUCAUGUUUUACUGCAGAUGACUCGCGUUGAGACUUUGCAUUUCAUCUUAGAUUGUGUUCUUAACAAAGUUAUGUGCUCUUUGAGGAUGGCCCUUAUUUUUGACAUGGCCAUAAUUCGUCUCAUCUUCAUGACAGUUAUUCUCUCAUUCAUUGUCACGAGUUUCUGCUGCAUCUUUAUCCUGAAAAUCGAGAACAGGCUGCAGGUCUGACCAGUAAAUAGAGAUUGAAGCUGUACUGUUGUAAUAUAUGUUUUAAGGAAGCAAAUUAUUGUCAGCUUUUUUUUUACUUGUUUGAUUGAUAAUUAAAUCAGGGAAAUAAUUUCACAUGUAUAAAGAAAUUCUGUUGUAAAGGAAAUGGAAUACAAUGUCAUAUCCAAAAACUACAUAUAACUGCCUUUCAGGGCCUUCAUAAAACUUCAAAAUUUCAAAGCUGUAAAGGCAGAGUUAACCUUAUUAUUUUCAUAGAGAGCAUGGGCAAUACACUUUCACAUAUUUGCUCAUUCAGAAGUGACACAGUUUCUCAAUUUUACUCAAAAGUUAGUUGAAAUGCUUGUGUGUAUGAAAGAUAAUUUUAGGGUAUCAAUUUUGUUAAUGCCAAAGCAAAAUAUAUUUUUGAAAAGGAAAACAGUGAAAAAUAGCCAUUUUAUGUUGGAAUACAAAAUUCUCAGACAACACAUUUAUAAUGGCACAUAAUUCUAAUUUCAUGUCAUUUUGAUCAUCUGAGUUGUAUUGAGAUUCUCGCACAAAAUAGACUGAAUUUUGAAAGAGAAAUGCAGAUGUUGAUAUUUUGGGCAAUUAAAGCCCUUAUCAGGUAUACCCCUUUAUCAAUUCAGCUUAACAAGUAAUGUAAAAGUGUUUAUUUACACGUGGAGAAAUUUACACUAAUUAUGCGGUCAUGUUAUAAGCAUGUAAAUUUCCCCCACAGUAUAGUUAUAAAUAAUUGAUAUGAUAUACAUUAUAUUCAGUUACCACUUAUUUUUCCCCCACAUGUACUUCACCCCCAGCGUAAAUAACAGUAGCACACACAGUCUGUGGCAAUUACUCAGAAUGAAAUUUACGUCCAACAUAAAUCUCUUUAAUGCAUGACUUCUAUAUAAAAUCUCAGGGUGGAACUAAUUCUCCAAAUUCUUUCCCAUACAAUCAAGGUGCAGCCUUUAAGAUUAAUGUAAAUAACACUUUGAUUGCUUGUAAUAAAAAAUCAAUACGACUGACUUGAAACAGUUUCCCCAUUAUCCAUAACGAUGCACUUCCUAUUAUUGAUACUUGUGAGAUGUCACAGGUAAAGUGUCAGAGCUAAUGGGUAACAUUAUCAUUUUGCUUUGAUAGAAGUUUCUCAUUUGAAAUUAAAGGCUUUGAACAAUGGACAUAUAUGUGUGUGUGUAUAUACAAUGGCUAAAAUGUUGACCUUUACAUGGGCUUCUGUUCAGUUCAACAGCACAUUUAGUAAAAAGUCAAAUAUCAUUUAGCAUGGAAAUGUACAAUUAUGUCGUUUUUCCAUUGUAUGGCUUUUGUUUAUAAAUCAUUGUAAUGGGUUUUUUUUUUUUUAUUUGUCCCUCCCGACGAUCAAAAGUGGAAGGCGAAAGGUUGUUUUUAGCUUCUUUAUGUUUUGGUGUACAACUUUAAUAAUGCUGGUCUUGACAUUUAAUCUAUAUGAAGGUCAAUUUCAAAUAUUGCUCAUGAAGGCAUAGUGUUUCAAGGUCAAGGUCAAAACUUGUCCGAGGAGACCUAAAGCUUCAGAAAUAUAUUUUUUUGGAACUUCAUACCAGCAGUAGUUGUUAACCAUCAGGUGGUUAGAGAAAUACAUCUAAGCGAUCGAAAAUACACAGUUUGUUAGAUAUUGUAUGAGAAAAUCGUGAGGUUUGAAUGUCAAGCAUUUUAUUUUUUGUUUUGAUUAUGUUGAUCUUCGUGUCUCGUUUAAAUAUUGGUUCCAAUGUAGCUUUCAUUAUAUAGAGCUGUUUGUAGUCUCAUCUUCCUGAUCAGCAUAUUGUCAACAGUGUAUAUCAGCAAUCAUCAUCAUUACGAAAAAUCCAUACUAAGUACGAUGUCAUCCGUGGUAAUUUGUACACAACAAUGAAAUAUGUUUAUUGUCAUUUGAUACAUUGUUUAGUGUUCAUAUCAAUUAAUCAACUUUGGUAAUGUGAUCUUGUUAUUUAAUACACAAUAGAUUUAUUAUGUCAAGUCAAAGAUACAGAAUUUUUCAGCAAAAAAAAAGAAAAAGAAUAAAAUACUGAAAAUAUA